Molecule: messenger RNA, 659 nt
Organism: Amoebophrya sp. A120
Lineage: Eukaryota; Dinophyceae; Syndiniales; Amoebophryaceae
Source: the annotation of a GenBank genome assembly
CGAAGACAAAGUUGUCUCCUUCUCCGAAAAAUAACGGCCGUGUAGUAGACAAAAAGCAUCAAGAUCAUGUUGCUGCAGAUGAAACAAAAACCCUCGCGGAGCAAAGUGAGGACCUGUGCAAGCAGCGUAUGCAUUGCAAAAGUAUCCCAUCGCACUAGUAUAAAUGGCAUUACAAAUUUUCUCAGCAUGAAAGCUGGAACUUGUCAUGCUGUUUUACCUUAAGAACAAAACUUGUCAUGCAUAGUUGCAAUUACUACGAGUACGAGACUUUUGCACAGGAUACAGCGGCUACAGGACCAAUUUUCCAAACGUUGGUCCACUCUGGUGAACAAGCAAAUCCACACGUUUCGAGCUGAGGGCAAGUUCUUGGCGGAUUGCCUGGAGGAAUACAACUUCAACGGGUUGAGGAAGAUGAAAAAAAAACUCCACCCCGACACCUACCAGCUCCGGUUACUGUACGAAUAUCGGCACCAAAAAGGGACGACGAAAAUGCCGUUAGAUUUGUUUUUCACCGACGUUCUGAAGACGAGGUACCAAAACGCCUUCGAGUUGAAGGUUUUACCCGAAAAUUUAUUUCAGCGCGGAGGCGUCCCGCGCCGGGACUUCGUCAACCGCGCGGGGAAUUUGGCUUUUCGGAUUUGGAAGGAGAUCGAGUUGGG